CCGCUGCCUUCCGCCUCCCGCGGAAGCGCAUAACGCCGGAGCCGCCGCCGAGCAGGAAUCCCUUGAAGGUCUCCCUGGGAAUGGACAGCUACCUCUAUUUCUGGAGGAGAGUCGUGGCACUGGAAGAAGCCUUCAAGGCGAGUCAACAAGGGUGCUGAUAACUCUGGGAAGAGCACAGGGAAGGGGCGACCUUCCAGGCCAGCAGCCAUGCCUUUCGGGCUGAAGCUGCGACGGACCAGACGCUACAACGUCCUGAGCAAGAACUGCUUUGUGACAAGGAUCCGUCUGCUGGACAGCAAUGUCAUCGAGUGCACCCUCUCCGUGGAGAGCACGGGGCAGGAGUGCUUGGAAGCUGUCGCUCAGAGGCUGGAGUUACGUGAGACACACUACUUCGGCCUUUGGUUUCUCAGCAAGAGCCAGCAAGUCCGCUGGGUUGAACUAGAAAAACCUCUAAAGAAGCAGCUGGACAAAUUUGCCAAUGAGCCUUUGCUUUUCUUUGGGGUGAUGUUCUAUGUGCCCAGUGUGUCCCGACUGCAGCAGGAGGUAACAAGAUACCAGUAUUACCUACAAGUGAAAAAGGAUGUUCUUGAUGGCCGAUUGCUUUCUUCAUUGGAGCAGGGAAUUCGACUAGCUGGUUUGGCAGUGCAAGCGGAUUUUGGAGACUAUAAUCAGUUUGAAUCUCAUGACUUCCUCCGAGAAUAUGUCUUGUUUCCUAUGGAUUGGACCCAGGAUGAAGCUGUUUUGGAGGAGCUGACUCAAAAGGUUGCUCAGGAGCACAGAACUCACAGUGGCAUUACAGCAGCAGAGGCUGAGCUUAUGUACAUCAAUGAAGUGGAACGCCUUGAUGGGUUUGGACAGGAAAUUUUCCCUGUGAAGGAUAAUCAUGGAAAUGACAUACACCUGGGUAUUUUCUUCAUGGGAAUCUUCAUAAAAAACAGAAUUGGAAGAACAACUGUGAUCUAUAGGUGGAAUGACAUUGGGAAUAUAGCACAUAACAAGUCUUCAAUUGUUCUAGAGUUGAUCAACAAAGAAGAGAAUGUGCUCUUUCACACAGAUGAUCUUGAAAAUGCCAAAUAUAUUUCACGGCUGUUUGCAGCAAGACACAAGUUUUAUAAACAGAACAAAAUCUGCACAGAACAAUCAAGUUCUCCUCCCCCUAUCCGACGCCGACCCACUUGGAGUAGGUCAUCCUUGCCAAGACAACAUCCAUUUAUACUGCCUCCUAUGCAUGUCCAGUGUGGAGAACACUACACUGAAACACAUAAUUCACAAGAUAGCAUUUUCCAUGGAAAUGAAGAAACUUUCUACUGUAGGUCUCAGACCAGUUUGGAUAGGUGUCCAAUGGACUUCAGCUACUUGAAUGGUAACAGACCCAAUGGGAGCGUAUGCAGUGCCCACAGCAUGAACUCUCUCAAUCGCUCACAGAACUUCAUCCAGGCAUCUCCAAUGUCCUCUAAUCUGAGCAUCCCUGGAAGUGACAUCAUGAGAGCAGACUAUAUCCCCAGCCACAGACAUAGUGCAAUCAUAGUACCAUCCUACCGGCCAACUCCAGACUAUGAAACCGUCAUGAGGCAAAUGAAGAGAGGGGUGAUCCAGAUGGAUAGCCAAAGUCAGUCUUUGAGGAAUCUCAAUAUUGGAAACACACAUGCUUACAACCAGCCGGAAGACCUAGUUUAUAGCCAGCCUGAGAUUCGAGAGAGACAUCCUUACACAAUCACAUACGGACCCCGGAGUAGUGGCUACAACAAGCCUGUCGCCCCAUCUGACCAAAUGAACCCUAACAAUGCUGCUCAGAGUAAGACAGCAGCCAGUGCCAUAUCCCAUACUGUCAGCACACCUGAGCUGGCUAACAUGCAGCUGCAGAGCAGCCAGAGCUACAACACCGCUCACAUGCUAAAGAACUAUCUCUUCAGACCCCCACCUCCAUACCCACGUCCACGUCCCGCCACGAGCACGCCAGACCUGGCAAGCCACCGGCACAAGUAUGUCAGUGGGAGCAGUCCUGACCUGGUCACUCGCAAGGUCCAGCUCUCGGUUAAAACCUUCCAAGAGGACAGCUCGCCAGUCGUCCGUCAGUCACUGCAAGAGGUCAGUGAGCCCCUCAUGGCAGUGAAGCACCACGCAGCUGUGAACAAGCGCCACAGCUUGGAGGUCAUCAGUAACAUGGUACGUGGUAUAGAAGCCAUGGCACUAAAAACUUUAAAUGCUCCUCUGCCGCGCAGGAACACUUUGCGGGAGCAAGUGCAGCCAGAAGAGUCCGUUCAGAUGGCGCAUGAAGUUCAGCAGAUUCCUCAUUAUCAUCACAAAAAGACAUUCUCUGAUGCCACAAUGCUGAUACACAGCAGUGAAAGCGAAGAGGAAGAAGAAACCCCAGAAUCUGUGUCGCAGAUUACAGCCCUCCAUAAGAACAUGGAGUACAGUGCUCAGCUGCAAGCUGCCUUGGCUAGAAUACCAAAUAAACCUCCUCCAGAGUAUCCUGGGCCUCGGAAAAGUGUCAGCAAUGGAGCCCUGAGGCAGGACCCUGUUAGCAUUUCUGUGGCUGUAGCCAGGGCCAAGGCCAUGAGGCCAGGGCCUUCCAAAGCCAUUAGUGUGUCUCGAACUGAUCAAAUGGCAAUAAACGGGUCCUCGCUCGGGCCCUCUAUCUCAGAGCCUGACCUCACAAGUGUGAAGGAGCGGGUCAAGAAAGAACCUGUCAAGGAAAGACCUGUGUCUGAAAUGUUUUCUAUUGAGGAUAGCAUUAUAGAAAGAGAAAUCAUGAUGAGGAAUCUAGAAAAGCAGAAGAUGGCAGGCCUGGAGGCCCAGAAGAGGCCCUUGAUGUUGGCAGCACUGAACGGACUCUCAGUUGCUAGGGUUCCAGUGCCGGAGGACAGCCAGGAUGAAGUCACCAAGGUGCCAAUGGAUGAGAGGUGCAAAAUCCUGAAGAGGAAGUUGGAAGAGGGGAUGGUGUUUACAGAAUACGAGCAGAUUCCAAAGAAAAAGGCAGAUGGGAUCUUCACCACUGCUGCCUUGCCUGAAAACACUGAGCGCAACCGCAUCAGGGAGGUCGUUCCUUAUGAGGAGAACAGAGUAGAGCUGGUGCCGACCAAAGAAAACAACACAGGCUACAUCAAUGCUUCACACAUAAAGGUUACUGUAGGUGGAGAGGAAUGGCACUAUAUUGCUACCCAAGGGCCUCUGCCACACACAUGCCAUGACUUCUGGCAGAUGGUGUGGGAACAGGGGGUGAAUGUUAUAGCCAUGGUCACAGCUGAGGAGGAGGGAGGAAGAAGUAAGAGUCAUCGUUAUUGGCCCAAACUGGGCUCUAAGCACAGCUCAGCCACUUACGGGAAGUUCAAGGUGACAACCAAGUUCCGCACAGACUCUGGCUGCUAUGCGACUACUGGUCUGAAGGUCAAGCAUCUUCUCUCUGGACAAGAGAGGACAGUGUGGCAUUUGCAGUACACUGACUGGCCAGACCAUGGGUGUCCAGAAGAAGUCCAGGGCUUUUUAUCUUACCUGGAGGAGAUCCAGUCGGUGCGCCGCCACACCAACAGCGUGCUGGACAGCAGCAACCCCUGCAACCCGCCCAUCGUGGUGCACUGCAGCGCUGGGGUGGGCAGGACCGGCGUGGUCAUCCUGACCGAGCUGAUGGUCGGCUGCUUGGAGCACAAUGAGAAGGUGGACGUUCCUGUGAUGCUGAGACACCUGCGGGAGCAGAGAAUGUUCAUGAUCCAGACCAUAGCCCAGUACAAGUUUGUCUAUCAAGUGCUCAUCCAGUUCCUGCAGAACUCCAGACUUAUUUAACCUUUUCAAACAUCCCAGAUCCAGCUUUGUGGAUCUGACUGAACCUUACCGAAGAACAAGAGGAACUGCCUUGACAACGCUGUGUGCAUGUAUUGCACUUCUUAAAGUUGUCUGGAAAGUAAGGAAUGCUUGUUCUUUACUAGAGUCUCCCAUGGAUUAUUUUAUACAAGAUAUAAUUUAUUUUUCUUGGAAUAACUUGUGAAUUACUUUAAUAACUUGUAAAACUUACAGUGACCUUCAAACUGAAUCACAUUCAGCAUGACUGGUCUGGAUUGUAACAUGUCCAUAAGGAAAGCAAUCCUUUGUAAAGGUAGUUUGCUGGCUUUAUUUUGCUACACAGCUUCUGAAAUGAACAGUUAUUUGGCAGUGGGCUUUUUCUCCUGUAAGAACAUUCUGGACCCAGACACGUGGCGUCCAUGGUAAGAACAAGACCUGCUACAGCUACAGUUGUGUUUGAGUGGAAGCUGUGGGGACACAGUCCUGGAGCACAGAGGCCUGAGCCUCUGCACACACAGCAGGGCACGUUACAGAGGGCUCAAACACAGGACAUUGUGAGGGCAGAGCGUUUUGGGUGCUGAACUGUCCAAAUUCCACAAGAAUUAAGGUUUUAGAUUAGGCCUUGAAAAAAAGCAAUAUUGGAUCUUUUAAACGAGGCCUUUGCUACUGUCUGCAGUCCUUGAAGUGGUUCAGAAGAGCCGAAGCAGUGCAGGGUGAAGGGCAGUGACCUGGAGCAGGCUGAGGUCAGCAGAUGAGUGUUUCUGGUAACUGUGGUGGUCUGUGAGUUAAACAGCAGAGGAAUUUCAACUCAAUGCAGCUGAAAAAACCCUCAAACCAAGCAUGUUCUCAUGGAUUACACUGAAAGUUUUACUGCCUUGAGGCUCACCUCCUGUAGAAAAGGAAUCUCAUUCAAGUUAGGCACCUCCAGUUGCUUUAGUUUCACGUGUAAACUACUGCCUUCAGCAGUGUCAUCAUUUUACUUUCUAGUCAUUUGAACUUUAAAUGGUCAUUAUGGUCUUUCUUCCAUAUCUGAGAUCUCCAAACAGUGACCCUUGAGAGCUUUAGCUCAGAGUCUGCCUGAAGUCUUCCCCCAUCACUAUCUUGUGGUUUCUGAGCACAGGGAGCAGUCUGUCUUUUGGUGUUGACCCACCUCACUUUGUUAGGGUAUUUACUGUAUUGAAUUGCACAGAUCAUCUCUCUUCUCUGGGUCACUUUGGAUUCUCCCUCCUAUUUAUUACUAUUUUAUCUGCGUAGUGUUCAGGGAUUCCAGUGAGGAUUAGAGGAUGUUGUAUAAAUACAUAAAGGAGAAAUGGUCCUUGCCUGAAGUUUACAACCAGAAAAGAAAAGGGAAACAAACCUCAUCCACUGCAUAACUAGGGCACAGAUCCUUUACUGGCUUGCCCUAGGCCAACAGUGAAAUCUGUGACAGAGCUAGGAAAAACCCUCUGUUUCCUAGGAGUAUCUCAGCAGUUAGACCUGUCCUCCUCUGUCUCUCAGCACUGGCUAGCUGCUUAGUAUGACUUGGUGCAUAUUCUUUUCUCCAAACUGUUCAUUUCACAGGAGUAUAGCACGUUAUGAAUUACCUUGCAGUGUGUGCAGGGCAUUUAUGCACGGUUAGUUAGAAGUGACAGUAACUGCACUUUUAAAAAGAUAUUAAAAGGGAUAAAAAAAUAGAAUUAAAACCAAACCAACCAACCAAAGCUUUAGCAAAUCAUGGUGGGUCUCCCACACUGUUAUUUCUGGUGUAAGAAAUGGAAAGUUCCUGCACUGAGGUUGCUCCCCACCCCUGCACUGACUCCUCUUUCCUGUGGGCAGUCCAGCCCUGCUCCAACUUGGCAGUCCUGAUAGAUGGCUGGAGGAUGGAUCAGGCUGGAGAGGAGCCCUCGGGGUCUCUGCUCCCUCUCUGCCCUGCUCACCCCACAGCUAAGUCGGAGGGGCUUGCCCACAGUCCCAUCCAGCUUCAGAGGUCUGCAAGGGUGGUGAUGUUGCAGCCUCUCAGGGCACAUGAUGUAGUUACUCUUUCAUGGUGAAAUUACCUUUCUUGGUAUCCCUUUCCCAGAUUAAAUUAAAUCUUUUAGUCUUAUUACUGCUUUUCCAUUGCAUUCCCUCCUCCAAACCCCUGGUCAGUGUUUGAAGGCCUAAGCUGACAACUUCAGCACUAAUGGGGCCCACACGCUGGCCCCUGCCUAAAAUCAGUGGGAGUUUAAGCUAAGGCUGCGUACCAGAAUGUGUCUUAAAUGCAUUUUAAACCUAUGCUGUGUUGAUGUGGUACUCUGCAGUAGAGGCCUAAUGAGGUGAUGAGGAUUGGUGGAGGCUUCCAGCUACCAGCAAAUGGUGAGGAGUUUUUCAGCUCUAAUGUCUUGACCGUGUUCCUUUUAGGGCUUAGUUGAGUUUUCAGUCAACUUCAGUUUUCCUCUGAUUCCUUCUGCCAAUGCCAACAUAGAUCUUGUUAAAUUAGCAGCAACCAUUUAAAGUCUUUGCAGCAGCAUCUGCAUGAUAAUUGCACAGAGAUGCUUUCUAUCUGGGAAACAGGCCAAGGAAUAAACCUUGAAGCAAAGUGUGUUAAAUUAGUUAUCUCGUUAGAACUUUCUGAAUAAUUUCCUAAUGAUGAAUUAAGUUUGAACUCAGAGCUGUCAAGUCCCAUUGCUCCACUUGGAUGUGAGAAGGGAGGGCAAAGAAUCUGUCGCUGUGUCUUACUAUUCAACUGCUCUUGGCUGAAACGUCUACUUCUGUUUCUACAGUGAGCACAGGAGAGUUAUUGCAUAAGAGAAUGUAGAGCUGUGAUUGAAAGAAAGAAGAUUAAGCAAAUGGUUUUUAUGCAAAGAUGCAUCAUAGGUGUCUUAGAAAAGUAUUAAUUACAAAAUGGCACCAAAAAUCCUUUCCAUAUUAAAUCAGUGCCCAUUAAUGAGCCAAACGAGUGGCCAUGGAGUAAACAGUCAUUUCCACUCACCUCCUACCGUGCCUGCUAUGGUAGAUAGAGGCCAAUGUGACUCACUUUUUCCCUUUCAUUGUCAAAGAAUGGUAAUUUUAAACUUUUCCUUUCAUCUGACUUCAAUGUAUUUUUUCCAGCUAGAUUUUAUCUUGACUAGAUCUGCUAAUACCAUAAAUGAAUUGGGCUGGUGCAUGUCUUCAGAGGUUCCUUUCCACCCCAGCUUGCAACCGAACCUCAGCGUGCCGAUGCUUUAUGAUUGAAAUGUGAUACACUUUUGUAGGGGAAAAACUGAACCUGCUGACUUUGAACCUGUUGUAGUUUUAUCACACCGAAAUUGGUUGGGCAGCAUUUCCUAACCUUUAGGGAGUGACAGGAAAAUGCAUUUUGCAUCCAAUUUUAUUAGUCAUAGCAGGAAUGAACACAUGAGACUUAAAGCAACAGUACUGUUUAGUUUCUGUCCUGCAGACUUAAACAGCGGAGUCCCUAAGUAGAAAAGGACAGUCUGGAGUUGCUGUAUGUUGUGUUGCAUGGGUUUAACAUCAAAGCAUGACAGGUUCCAAGAGACCAGUGACCAGGUUCAUCCAUUUGGAGGAAAGUCUGGAUUGAAAAUCCCACAAAGAUGCAUCAAUGGUCAAUGAAUGGAGCCGCUCCUUAAGAAGUCUUCUCCCAAGGCACCCACAUUCAUGUUCAGCCUAUGCUCCCUGACUCUUGGAGUGGAUGAGUAAGUCUGACUUGGGAAUCCAUUGUGUGUGUUUUCCUUUUUGUGCACUCUUCAUCUGUACUUAAUCCGUCUUUUCUUUAAGUUCUCACCAAUGAUAGUAUUGAGGUUGCUGGCCUCCAAUCUUUGGUUAAUUUUGGUCUGAGCAUUUCAUGCCUGACAUUGUCUGAUCAGGGAUGGGGAGAGAUGACAGCCAAGUUGUGAGGAUGGUGGACAUGAGCUGCUCAGGUCUCACUUGUUCCAGCUCCUCCACAGACCUGCUUUGGCACCUCAGGUCCUGGAUUAACUGAGGGAGGAUGAAGCUUGUUCCCACAAGCCUUCUCCUAUAUAGAUGAUAGGGACCCUAAACGCUCAGCCUUGUUGGAAAUACCUUUUCCCUGAACUAGUUUCAGCUGGCAGGAGACACAUCUGUGAGGCCUUAUUCAACCUAUUGCUAAUGCAGUCCUUUAUAAAAAGUAUACUGAAGGACAUUUAUGUUCCACGUAUUUAAAACAGUUGCCUCACUCCAAAUAUUAAUAAAUAGUUGCAUGAUUUCAAGAGCUUUAUUUUUAAUUACUUUCUUGUAAGCAGACAGAAAUGCAAAUGGCAAAACAUCGCUUGGUAAAGAAUGAAUAAGUCUUGGUGCUUCAAGAGAGAUGGUCAUUCCAAACUAAUACAGUAUUUUUUUGAUCCAGUAUCUGCUGCCUCUGUAGCCCAGAAGUCACUCUAAAAUAAAUGCUGAUGGGCAAUCUCAUACUUGGAUAUAGCACACAAAUCCACGGGGAGAAUGCAGCAGCUACUGACUGUGCUGCAUUCUCAACACCUGACUUCCCCCUGGUCUCCUGGGAAGAGAUCAUGAUUGCAUUAGCCAUUGUCAGUCUCACUUACAGUUUGUGAUCCACGUGCUCACGAAGUGGAAGCAUCAGUGUGGGUGAUACCUGCUGUGGCAGCUCCUGGGCAUCACUGAGAGAGAUCAGGGUUAAAUUUUGCUGCUUGUCUUUGUGGGAAAGAACACUUUACAUCCAGAGUGGUGGGGUGGCACCCACUGUGUGCGAUAAAGGAUGCAUUGCAUUGAAGGAGCAAAUACCAGAACUGAGCCUGAAAGGGAAGCACUGCAUGAAAGCAGCUCCUGACACCCUUCUACAAACAGAAGUGUCAAUCUGCUGAUGUAUAGUCCAAGUCAUACGGGGUUUGGUGCCAACAAGAGAGAGGUUUCAAGUCCAAAACGCCAAAGGCAAUUGUCCUCAGCUCGUUCUAAGCCUCCUAGAGAAGUUUUCUUAUAGCAUCUGGUGCUGUGUGAUGUACAGAUGCCAUGUGAGGCUGGAGAGAGGAGGACACUGCACACGUGGCUGCGUGGCUUGGCUUGCAGGGACUGUCAUUUGGGGAAGGGAAGAGCUGGCUGCUGGGGCUGUUGGGCAGAUGGGACAUGACAACAGUCUUAACCAUAGAUAAACUACUGUUAGAUUGUGAAACAUGUAGUGCACAGGUCAAAAGUAGCAGUGCUUACAUAAAUAUUUCAAGUAAAUAAAUCUUGUCAGUGUUUUUAGAGUAUCUCGGACUACAGUUCCAUUGCUCUCAACCAUUUUUAGCCAGUGUGUUCCUUUGUGGUUCCAUUGCCUGUGCACCCUCACUGAGCACUUCCCACAUGCUACAACAGCAGGACUUUGCCUUUGGAGGGUGAACUGCAAGUCAGUGUUGAAGUAGUGCUGGGAUUCUUCAGUGAAAGCUGCUCUUUAACAGUGAGGGCAAGACUAAUACUUCUGCUGAUCGCUGAGAUGUGUAGUGCUUGAUAGUUUUACUCUGCCAAAUCACCUGGGUAAGACACUCUGCUCCAGGUAUUUCAGGGGCAGUGUUCCCUGAUGAGGCAGGCAGGAAUAGGAGAGGAAGGCUUCCUCCCUUUCUUGGACAGUGGCUGGUAGGUGACACUUAAGGAGGAACUAUGUCUAGAAGAGGGUGCUCAACCCCUCCAGUAGACCUGGCAACCAGUCCUGCAGGCCCUUCCUGAGGCCAAAGUUGAGUCCUGCUCACUGUGUUUAAUAACUGCUGAUGGAGCCAUCUCCUAUGAAACCUCCUCUCUAGAACCUAUUUCCUCCUCUGGCCUUCAUGAUGUCCUGCGUCGGCAAGUUCCACAACUUAAUCAUGCAUUAAGUAAGUGUCUAAAAACUUCCUUUUUGUGCAUGCUAAACGAAAGUUAUUUUCUUGCUGCUAGUUGGUCUUUGAAAGAAAACAAAUCUUGAGUGCCAGAAACACUGUUAAUAGGAUGUGUAUCUUGUUGCAAUUGCGCCAUAUGGAAACCACGUUUUCCUUACUAGUAAAGUACCUUUCUUGGGCAAUUUUACAAAGGAGAAAAGUUUACACAUGCAGAUGACUGUAAUAUUCCCAUAUAUAAUUGUGUGGGACAUGUUAAAUGAAAUAACAUGUUUAAGUAAGUUUUAUGUCACUGGAUUUUACUGCCCUGUUUUACUUCAGUAUUUUGACGCUUCCUGGUUUAUUUGUUCUGUAACUCUGUACGUGACAGUUCAGCACAGAACAGUGAGCUGAAUCUCACCCCCUCGUUGUACGUACACCUUUUGUAGAGACAUGAGGCAGCAGUUAUGUGCCUUUCCAGCCCCCCCAGUCCCUCCUGUUAGGGCUGAAUGGCAGAACUACUCUAUGCUAUUGAAAGCCUUUUAAAAAAUAAAAAUAGAAAAAAAUCUAUGCAUGCUAUUUUAUAUUCUAAUGUACUAUUCAUAUCAGUCCAUAAGCUUAUGCUUGUCAGUUUUAUCUUGUGUAUAGAACUGAUAACUUUUGACAGUAUUUUUGCACUGUUCCUUUUCCUUCUCUUUUUAUAAAGUUCUAUUCAGCAUUAAUUGACUGCAGUAAUUUUUUACCCUUUUAACUGCCUUUGUGUAAAUAGUUUAUGAUAUGCUUUGGCAAAUAUGAGAAUGUCUCCAGUCACUAAGGUUUUUUGGUAAGGCUGUCCUUCAUAUUCACAGUAUACAAUAAACCAUUUUUUUUUUCAA
Messenger RNA from Strigops habroptila (Kakapo), 10411 nucleotides. It is a transcript of the gene PTPN14, whose product is annotated as protein tyrosine phosphatase non-receptor type 14. Gene Ontology annotation, biological process: protein dephosphorylation; lymphangiogenesis. NCBI's taxonomy places the organism in Eukaryota, Metazoa, Chordata, Aves, Psittaciformes, Psittacidae. Gene Ontology annotation, cellular component: cytoskeleton. Bases 208 to 3783 code for a protein of 1191 amino acids. Gene Ontology annotation, molecular function: protein tyrosine phosphatase activity. The record is from RefSeq and is a predicted model, not a curated record. The transcript has 19 exons.